Molecule: messenger RNA, 2132 nt
Organism: Sinocyclocheilus rhinocerous
Lineage: Eukaryota; Metazoa; Chordata; Actinopteri; Cypriniformes; Cyprinidae
Product: MAGUK p55 subfamily member 2-like
Exons: 11
Coding region: 1-1863 (620 amino acids)
Molecular function (GO): protein binding
Source: RefSeq, a predicted model, not a curated record
AUGGCUGAGGGUGAGCUUAUUGUGGAUCUGGGAAUGUGGAACGCUGAAGGGGAUCCCGAAUUGGAUUUAUGGGCUGACUUGCUGCCUCUCCUCCCUCCUUCGUCGGAGCCCUCUGUCAGUCCUGUUCCCACGUCUGGCCCAGGGAGGGCCUCAGUUCCCGAGUCUAUCCCAAGGAGGGCUCCUGUUUCCAUGUCCAUCCCAGAAAGGGCUGCGGUUCCCACGUAUGGCCCAGAGAGGGCUCCUGCCCCCACAUCAAGCCCUGAGAAGGCUCCUGUUCCCACAUCCCACCCAGAGAGGGCUCCUGCCCCCACGUCAAGCCCUGAGAAGGCUCCUGUUCCCACCUGUGUGCAGUCUCGUGAGCACUAUGAAGAGCCGAAGCUGGAGGCGGUGAGGGACAAUAAUAUGGAGUUAGUGCAGGACAUCCUGAGAGACCUCACCACCCUCACACCUCACAGUCAGGCAGCAAAUGAGCUCGCCUGCAUCCUCAAAGAGCCGCACUUUCAGUCUUUACUUGAAACACAUGACUCUGUAGCUUCCAAAAGCUAUGAGACUCCGCCUCCCAGCCCCUGUGCGUUUAUGGACCCUGCGCUCAACAACCAGCCUGUGCCUCCGGAUGCUGUCAGGAUGGUGGGCAUCCGCAAAGUGUCUGGAGAGCACUUGGGCGUGACGUUUCGGGUGGAGGGUGGAGAGCUGGUGAUUGCUCGGAUCCUGCACGGGGGCAUGAUAGAUCAGCAGGGCCUGCUGCAUGUGGGUGACAUCAUCAAAGAGGUGAACGGAAAAGAGGUGGGGAGUGACCCGAAGGUUCUUCAGAACAUGCUGAAAGAGUCCAGUGGCAGCGUGGUCCUCAAAAUCCUCCCCAGUUACCAAGAACCACACACACCACGACAGGCCUUUGUAAAGUGUCACUUUGACUAUGACCCCUCUCAUGACAACCUGAUCCCCUGUAAAGAAGCUGGACUCAAAUUCAGCAGUGGAGACAUCCUUCAGAUCUUCAACCAGGAGGACCCCAACUGGUGGCAGGCAUGUCAUCUGGAAGGAGGCAGUGCAGGCCUGAUCCCCAGUCAGCUGCUAGAGGAGAAAAGAAAAGCAUUUGUCAAGAGAGAUCUGGAGCUCUCUAGCACAGGGCCUCUGUGUGCAGGGAUUGGGGGUAAGAAGAAGAAGAAGAUGAUGUACUUGACCACCAAGAACGCCGAGUUCGACCGACAUGAGUUGAGGAUCUACGAGGAAGUGGCCAAGGUGCCUCCGUUCCGCAGGAAGACGCUGGUUCUGAUUGGAGCACAGGGUGUGGGCCGCCGCAGCUUGAAAAAUAAAGUUUUGGUGUCAGACCCACACCGUUAUGGAACCACCACACCUUACACAUCUCGUAAACCCAAGGUGGAUGAGAAGGAGGGGCAGAUGUACCUGUUUAUGUCUCGCAGCGAGAUGGAAGCUGACAUCAAAUGUGGCCGUUUUCUUGAACACGGGGAAUAUGACGGAAACCUGUACGGCACCAAGAUCGACUCCAUUCAUGAGGUUGUGGACUCCGGCAAGAUUUGCAUUCUGGAUGUCAAUCCACAGGCGCUGAAAGUUCUGCGAACAGCCGAGUUUCUUCCAUAUGUGGUGUUCAUCGAAGCCCCAAACUUCGAGGUUCUGAAAGACAUGAACAGAUCUGCCAUUGAGGCUGGUGUUGUGAAUAAACAGCUGACGGACUCAGAGCUCAAACGGACAGUGGAUGAGAGCGAAAGGAUCCAGAGGGCGUACAGUCACUAUUUUGACCUGAGCAUUGUGAAUGACAACCUGGACGGAGCGUACCGCAGCCUCAGGAGGGCACUGGACAGACUCAACACAGACCACCAGUGGGUUCCUGUCAGCUGGGUCUUCUGAGAGCAGUUGGGUUCUUUUCGGUCUGCAUUUCUCAAAGUGGCUAGGAGUCUAGUUAACUGCUGUAAUCUAUGUGAACUUGCCUGUUCUUUAGAUUUUUGCACAAAAAAACAUGACGAUUCAAAGCUAGUUUAUUAUUUUGUAAAGAAACGAAGCUGAUAUGUAUAUCUGUAUUUGUUUUAAAGGAGUUCUGUACAGUGCUGUACGUUUGUUAUUCCUGUGAGAGUAGGGCUGUAUAUUUGUAUAGAAACUGUAGAAUAUGUUUUAACACC